Molecule: messenger RNA, 2903 nt
Organism: Asterias rubens (European starfish)
Lineage: Eukaryota; Metazoa; Echinodermata; Asteroidea; Forcipulatida; Asteriidae
Exons: 7
Coding region: 361-1638 (425 amino acids)
Source: RefSeq, a predicted model, not a curated record
UCUCUAGGGUAUGGCCAUGACACAGGAAGUGUUCUCUGUCUUGCUGGGGCAUUUACCCUUUAGUUGGAUAUGAACUGCAGAAGGAAUUAUUUCCCCAACAGCAAAGAACGAUCAAGAAUUUUGAAAUUAAGUGGAUGGUACUCUCUCAGAUGAUUGAAAGAAUGCAUUAAUUCAAACCUUCAUAAAACUUCUGUCAUGGGACGGUAGGAUCAGGGGAGGGGUACAUCUUCCACCGAGACAACAGCUCCAGCGUUGCAUUCACUACGCCAUGACUGCACUGAGGGAUGACAGCCUGCAAGGAUCAGGGGAGGGGUACAUCUUUAGCUGAGACGACAGCUCCAGCGUUGCAUUCACCACACCAUGACUACACUGAGGGAUGACAGCCUGCAAGAAACAUCAACCAAGGAGUCAGCCAUGUCUUCUUCUCUCUCAAGAAUUUCUCCUUGUUACUUCAUCAAACAGCAAUGCUCCCCUGCAAUGUUCUUCUACUUCCGUCAGAAUCAAAGUAGACACAAAAAUCAAAACAGGACAUUCUGCUGGAAGCCUGAAAUACCCUCCAGCACAACCAAGAAGCUACAUUUAUAUUCACCAAUAAAACCUCAGUGUUCGAUUGGAUUCAAAAAGUCUGUGUCUUCACCAAGGUUUUGUGGUUGUUCACAGACCAAAGCAACUUUUAAUUCAAUAGGCCUACUCCAUUCUAACCACAAUACUUUUACGAGGAACAGUUGUAGUGCAGUCCUGAAGAGAUUUUAUAACGAUGAAAGCAAGAAACCUCCAUCACUUCAUCAUCAUGACACAGUGUUAGUUAAUCUUCAGAGAUUGGAGGAUUCACUUCGUUACCAUGGUUAUUCGACAGUGCGCAUCGGCUUUGCUGUCCUUGUCAUUUUAGGAAUAAGCGUUUACACUUUCCGUGAAUCCAUCCGAGAGAAUGUAGCAGAUGAAGUAUCCCAAGUAGCCUCUCGUUCUUUGGAUGACCGCCUCGUCGCCGAUAAAGCAGAAGAGUUUGCUAAAGGUUUAUUGAAUGCUCUACUGAAUGAUGAACCAAUGCACGAGUUAGCGAGUCAGUUUGUAACGAUGGUGUUACAGCGAAGUGAAACUAGACGAGCUAUGAAUGCAUUAGUGAUGGGAGUAUUACAGGAUCCUAAAACCAAAGCUCAGCUGACAGCAACUAUCAAACAGGUCAUAAUCACAGCGUUGAAUGAAGAAGACACAAAGAUCAUCAUGAAGUCAAUGCUCAAGAUUAUAUUAUCGGAUCGAGAGACGAUUGAUGCAGUCAAGAGUCUUCUUGGGAAUGUCUUUGGAGAAGACGAAGUGAAAAAUCUGACUGCAUCAUUCUUUAAAGAUGUUCUCAAGUCUGAAGUAGUAGUUAGUCAGGCAACUACACUUGGUAAAGAUGUGGCUAGAGGUGUGAUAAGUGAUCCAGUCCUACAGGAAAAAACAGGAGACAGUUUAUGGACAGCAAUGAAGUACUCCGUCACUCCAAGAUGGUUUAGUACCUCACCUCCCUCAUCGUCAACCUCCUCCUCAGGUAGUGAAGAGGAUGAUGAUGAUGUAAGACAAGAUGAGGAAGAUGGCGAAGAGGUUGAGGCACUAAUGUCAGAGCUCCAUGCUGAUGAAGAGUCAGUGCUUGGGGGUUAGUCUUUAGUAUGAUGUAAAUGUACAUUGACAACAUGUCUUUCACGCAGUGACACUCAUGGCGCUUAAUCUACAGUUGGUUGGUUCAAGUCUCGCUCCUGUAAAUUGUGUUUGGAUGAUCUUCCCACCAAGGGAACUCCGCAAACUCCCACAAGGGGAUAUAAACAUUAAGCUAGCAACAGCCAAUUUCUUUCUCACAAACAUUGGUUUGAUGUAUAUGAUUAUGAAUUAAACAAAUCAAGAAAUUGUGAUUCAGUAACUAGACGACAAUACUUUUUCUAGACGUUCUGGAAUCUUAGCUGGGGGAUUUGAACCCCAUACCUUGAAAUUGCAAGUUUGCUUAAUUUUAUAUUUAAAUUAACAUUGAACAAUAGAAUCAAAUUUUCUGAGCCAUGUAUAUGAGCAGUACCUAAACCAAAUGCAAAACAAAACUGAAUAAGUAUGUUACUUUUUCAGAGUUGUACAAUAGUAUUUUUUUUUGUUUUACCAAAUUUUAUUACUACAAUAAAUUUAAACAGCACAAAUUUCUAGAAGGUUGACUUGUAGCAGAUUCUAAGCCCUAUAAGGGUAAAUUUUAAACAUAAUUUUUUCGUAAGUUUUUUUGUAUAUCAGGACUUUUAAUACGAUAAAUUUCUUUAUGUAUUAGAAAAAUGUUAAUGAUUAAAUAAACUAAUUCUUUUUACUGAAAUUAAGUACAACCUCCUUGCCAUGUAAACAUAUUAAAAUCUAUUGAGUUUAAAAUUACAAAAUUCAGACCAGUGGAGACCAAUGGCUUUAAGUAGCUUGUAUCAAAAUGGUCAUAACAUCCUCUCCACAAGAUUCAUUCAACCAAAAAGGUCCUUAACUAAAGACCAAACAAAAUGGUACAAAAAACUUUGACCAUUUUAAACAUUGUAGAACUUAUUGUGUUCCCCAAGUAAACAUACUAUCAAUAAUGUCUACAACAAGACAAAAUUUACGUGGAAAGAAAAUAAUUAAGACAUGCCUUGGUACAUAACAACAGUAUUUACAUCUGUACUGUAUUGUAUCUUAGGCAAUAGUAGUCAGUCUGAAUUUUAAAUAGUUCUUUUUCUAACUUUAAGAUAUACAGUAAAAUAGAUAUAUAAAGUAUUGUUGGCAUGUUGUUGAUUAAAAUACUCAAAUAAAUGAGUGACUUGAGUUGUGUCAGCAUUAUUGCACUAAUACAAUUUAUGAGAUAUUUAAAAAAGAAUUCAUAGUUGGCAAUAUACAGCAUUCAUAAAUACCUCAGACAGUUUGGCUAUUCCUAU